AUGAAUGUUCCAUGGAAAUUUUCAACAAGUCGAAGAUUUAGUAAAUUAUUUUCAUCAAAAUUGGAAAUACCUUAUUUUUUUAAAAAUGAUUCUGAAAUUUUAAUAAAAGAAAAAAAAAGAUAUCCAUGUGAAGAGGUUAUCAAAAAGGAGAAUGAAAAGGAAAGAGAAUAUGCAAUAAUAAAUAAUAUAAAUUAUAUGCAAGAAUUUGAUUUUUAUGAUAGACUUAUAAAAACAUAUGUUGACGUUAUUUUUAAUUAUUCAAAAUAUCCACUACAUAUUCAGCACUUGCAUAUCUUUGGGCGAAAUAUUUUAAAGGAAAAAGUUAAUAAUGUUAAAAAAAGUAGAGAUCAUAAAAAUAUGAUAUUUGAGACAGAACAAGAUAAUUUAAACGAUCUAAAUAAAUAUAUUUCAGAACUAAAUGAUACAUUAUUUGAUAAUAAUAAAAAAGAAAAAAAAAUUUAUACAAACAACCAAAUUGAUUAUAUAAUUUCAAGGGUAAAAGAAUUUUAUAAUUAUAAAAAUGUUAUAUAUGCUUUGUUUAAUUUAGAGAAUAAUAAGAUAAUUUUUAAUUAUACUGAAAAUUUAUUAAUAAAAGAUUUACAACAUUGUUUUGUUAACUCGAAUAUAAAUAAUAAUAGAAAAAUAUAUAAAUAUAUAAAUAAAAAUGGAAAAGAUAAUGUCUAUAUUUAUAUAUUAGAAUUUUCUCAAAAUAUAAAUAUUUUAAAAAAUAGAUUUGAACUUAUUAAAAAAUUAUUUUAUCCAUAUAAUACUAAAAAAAUAAUGUGA
Plasmodium yoelii is the source of this 786-nucleotide messenger RNA. Its product is annotated as conserved Plasmodium protein, unknown function. Bases 1 to 786 code for a protein of 261 amino acids. The record is from RefSeq and is a predicted model, not a curated record. Lineage: Eukaryota; Apicomplexa; Aconoidasida; Haemosporida; Plasmodiidae. The transcript has 2 exons.